Molecule: messenger RNA, 3398 nt
Organism: Heterocephalus glaber (naked mole-rat)
Lineage: Eukaryota; Metazoa; Chordata; Mammalia; Rodentia; Bathyergidae
Source: RefSeq, a predicted model, not a curated record
GACUGGGAGUGGCGGGUAGGUGGGGCUCUGGAGCCGCCCGCUCUCCUGGCGGCAUGGACCUGGGCAUUGUUACUCGGGUUCUGUUGACAGGCAAGACACUCCUCUCUUACGUCCCAGCCCCUCUGCUCUCAACCUGUGAUCAUUUAGUGUCUGUUGGCUUGUCCCGCCUCUUUACCCCGAACCGCACCACCCACAGCCCUCGGCGUAGCAAGAACCGCCCCUUACGGAAGCCGAGGCGGACGGUCAGAAUCCGGAAGAAAAACAACCAGGAACUAGUGAGGCGUUGAAGACCUGCUGCCCGAGGGGUUGCUCGGGAGGGGAUCACCUUAGCCAGGGAGACGCGAGCCUGCUGGGCCUCUGCGUGGGGAUGAUGGCCGCUGUGAGGCAGCGGAAGCUGUCUGCGGCAAAAGAGAUGAAACUCAGGGUCCGGAGCUCGUUCCCGCUGGGGCGUCCGGAGCAAGUGACCCUAUUGGCCUUUGGAGAAGACACCUGUGCUAGGAUAUUAAGAACAUAAUGCAUUCGCCCCUUAGCCCUAGACUAGAAGUUUUACUCCUACUUUUCAAAAAUCAGUACAUACACCUUGGGAGCUGCCUAAUCCGGAAAUAAAAAUCAGAUUUAGCAUUCAUGUUGUAACAUGGAAUGUGGCCUCUGAAGUACCCCCUCUAGACCUCAGUGACCUGCUUCAGUUGAAUGACCCAAACCUGAAUCUGGACAUAUGUAUCAUUGGGAAGUGAACUCUGGGAUCAUAAGCCUCCUUUCCAACACUGCCUUUGAAGACCCAUGGAGCAGCUUCUUCAUGGAUGUGCUUUCCCCUCUGAGCUUCGUCAAGAUCUCCCACGUCCGAAUGCAGGGGCUCCUCUUAAUGGUCUUUGUCAAGUACCAACAUUUGCCCUUCAUCCAGAUCCUCUCUACAAAAUCUACCCCUACUGGCCUCUACGGUUACUGGGGGAACAAAGGAGGAGUCAACAUCUUCCUGAAACUUUAUGGCUACUAUGUCAGCAUCAUCAACUGCCACCUGCCUCCCCACAUGGCCAACAAUGAUCAGCGGCUGGAGCACUUUGACCGGAUCCUGGAAAUGCAGAAUUUUAAGGGACACGAUGUCCCCAACAUCCUGGACCAUGACCUCAUUCUCUGGUUUGGAGACAUGAACUUUCGGAUCGAGGACUUUGGGUUGCACUUUGUUCGGGAAUGCAUAAAAAAUCAGUGCUACAGUGACCUGUGGGAGAAGGAUCAGCUCACCAUUGCCAAGACACAUGACCCACUGCUCCGGGAGUUCCUGGAGGGCCCUCUGCACUUUCCACCCACUUACAAGUUUGAUAAGAACUCCAACAACUAUGACACCAGUGAGAAGAAACGUAAGCCUGCAUGGACCGACCGCAUCCUGUGGAGGUUGAAGCGGCAGCUCCAGGCCCGCUCUUUCACCCCCAGUCUGCCAGCCCCCUCCUUUACCUUGUCCCUGAAGAGCUACAAGAGCCACAUGAUGUACAGCAUCAGUGAUCAUAAGCCUGUCACUGGUACCUUUGACUUGGAGCUGAAGCCAUUGCUGUCUGUCCCACUGAUCACCAUGAUGGCUGAGGGCCUGUGGACCAUGGAAAAUGAAAUGUUGAUCAGCUACUCCUCAACUCCAGACUUCCUCAGCAGCCCCUGGGACUGGAUUGGACUGUACAAGGUGGGAAUGCGCCACAUUAAUGACUAUGUGUCCUAUGUCUGGGUUGGGGACAACCAGGUCUCCUUCGGUGACAACCUGAAGCAGGUGUACAUGAACAUCUGUGAUAUCCCUGAGAAUGAAGAUCAGUACCUCCUCUGUUAUUAUAGCAACAAUCUGCACUCUGUGGUGGGGAUCAGCAAACCCUUCAAGGGGAUCUCCUGGGUGAAGCCCAAGCAUGGAUCUGAGCCUGGAUGGGACGAGUGAAUCCAGGGCGGAGGCUACAGCUGGCAGCCAGCCCUCCCUUACCACUGCCAGGAUUGCUGGGGGCCCAGCCCCUGAGGAGGCAGCCAAGUACCCGCCACCUCCCCACCUCCCAGGGUAAGCUCUAGCCAGACUCCUUAAUCUUGCCAGGCCAGACUACUGGAAUUGGCACUUAAAAUACAGGUGUUUGUUGCUGAGAUAUAAGUGAAACCAGCUCGUUUAUCAGCAUUGAAGACUUUGGAAGGACCCUCCAACAUGCAUCUCAUUUCUUGAACACACAAAAACACACACUCAAAUACUCCAGUCCUGCCCAAGCACUCCUGCCAGGCACAUGCCCCAUCUGGCACAGGCCUGCAUUCUUGUCACUCCAUGCUGGGCCUCAGGCUGCCUGGAAGGGCUAGAUCCUCACAUUUCUACAGGCUCCAUAGACUGGUUGGCACAAGCAGCAUUGGGUUCCAGAAGGCUUGGCAUUUUAUAGUUUGUCCCAAUGGGGUUUGAGCAGAGGGUCUAGGAUCCCUGGUUUCAGUAGAAGCAGUAUAAUUAAGUGGACAGGAUGGAAGAUCCCCUCACCUACGCUGUUACAUAGAGUGAGUGUGAGUAGGUCAGUGAGAGUCUGUGCCAGCACAGCCUUUUCCCUUCACCCUGCAUGGAGUUUAACCCAGGAAGUUCCAGAGCCUGUGCAGACAGAAUUCCAGGGUGCUGAGUUAGUUUCUACGGGUAAGUCAAUUCCCAUGACCCCAACUUGCCCUCUUGUGAAGGUUUGACAGGUGUUAGGGGAACUGCAGCCAUAGACUUCCCAGAUGAUCCUUGCCAGUUCAAGCUCAUCUGGCUCUCCCCGACCCGCCAUCAUUAGCCUUUAGCAAGAAUCUGCUCCUCUCUCUCAACCCCUUGGAGGCCUAGAAGUAGGAGCAGGUAGGCAGAAGGGAGAGCCAGGAUGAAGACAUUUUGGGAGACCUGGCCCUGAGAACCUCAGAGAUCAUUCUCCAGGUGCCCUGUGGACAUAUCUUCUCCCUGUUCCUGCCAAUUACCUUCUGCCAGUAGUGACUCUACAGCCCUUCUCCCAGAAGAAGACACCUCAGAGAACCUGCUCUGUCACUGUCACAUCCAAUCACCACCUGCGACUGAGAAUCAGUCACUCCAGUUGCUCUGUAUUCUAUAUUCUACCCUGGGAGCCAUGUGUAUGAAGAAUUGUCCCCUCGGCCUCUAGCAAGCCAUGACUACCUGUGUUCUGUGUCUGUUACAUUGGGGGAUAAUUGGAAAUUUGGCUUUUACACUUGUGUGCGACUCCUUGAUGAUAGGAUGGGGGGGCAAGAAAUACAGGAAUGGGGUCUAGAGACCUGGGUUUGAAUCCAUGUUCAAUCCUACCCUAUCUUACCAGAUAGGAGCCGCAGUUGUCUGUAAAAUACAAAUGAUUUCAAAUGUACCUAUUUGCAAGAUCAUUGCAAGAAAGCAAUUAAAACAUACAUAAACACAAACAUCCAGCACUAUA